CUCUUUCAGUUUCAGGUUGAGGCUUUUGGUUCCUGUUAGAGGCAAGAAUCAGAGGCUGUGUAUAGCAGAGCGCAUUUAUAAAAGGACUCAGAUGAGCUCAGCUGAAGCGUUUGUGCGCUGCUGCAAAGGGUUGGAGCCACAUCUGGAGCUGGAGGCUUUAUGCCUAGACAGAGUUCCUUUCCUGCAAAAAUAAUGUUUCCUACUUGCAGCACGUACGCAUACAGACUGACCAGACUGCUCUGUCUGAUCCUGGCAGGGCGUGUCCUCAGAGCCCUGUGUGUCACCUGGAAGCUGAACGUGCCGAAAACCAUCUCCGCGGUGCGGGGAACCUGCGUGGUCAUCCCUUGCCAGACCGGACCUCACACCAGGGCUGUCUGGUACCAGUACCACUCCCUCAGAUGGCCCAAGGUGUACGACGGCCUGAACCCGGGGUCGGUCCUAAAUGAGUUCCGGGAACGGACGUCGGUGCUGGGCUCCCCUCGGCAGGGGAACUGCUCUCUGAGGAUCGAUGCCGUUAGGCAAGCGGACGAUGGCGUCAGCCUGUACGCGUGGAUCAACCCAGAUGAGUCCAGCAGCCAGCAGUUUCACAAACAAACCGUAGCGCUCAAGGUUACAGGAAUUGAAGUACCCCAAAUAUCCAUCCAGGGUCCGAUGACAGAAGGCUCCCUCGUCUCUCUAAACUGCAGCGUGCCUCACUCUUGCCCCACAUCCCCCCCGGCCCUCGUUUGGGCGGGCCUGCCCGAGGGACAUGCCUCCAGCGUUACCACGGCGGCAGACGUCCCGCGGGGCGUGUGGGUGUCCGUGGCGACGGCGAGCUGGAGGGCGUCGGGGCGGGACAACGGCAGGAUGGUGGCCUGUUCCGUGCGGCUUGACCGCGAAAUCCGGCAGGUCGUCCGGCUGGAUGUUUCACAUGCCCCUGUAGACGUCAACCUCACAGCCGAGAUGCCUGUUGUUAAGGAGGGAGAGGCGGCAAUGCUGAGGUGCAGUGGUGAUGGCAACCCCCCGCCAACUGUCUACCGGUGGCUGGAGAGGCGGGGCAGAGAGACCGUCCAGCUGAACUCGUCUCGGGAUGAGGUGUCUGUACCCAGGGUCUGGCGAGACUCCUCCUUCUCCUGCGUCGCGCAGAACCCUCUUGGGAGUCGCCAGUCGGACUGGCUGUCGCUCAACGUCCAAUUUUCUCCCGUCAUCCUGCCUGGAAGCACUUGCUUUGUGACCGGUGGUGCUUUGAGGUGCGUGUUCCGGGUGGAGGCCAGUCCCAACGCCACCCUGCACUGGACCGUCAACAACAACGACCCCCCAGCAUCCUUUGCUUCUGUCGUCGAGCAGAAGGGUGCCGUGACAUCGGCCAUGCUGACAGGGCCUCUGGGGAAGCAGCAGCUCAAUGUGUCCUGCACUGCAUACAACCCCAUAGGGAACGUCACCUACAACCUGCCAAUAAACAACACACUCAGUCAGCCGCUUUCUUGGGUGUUGCCAGCAGUGCUGUGUGGGUGUGCUAUACUGUCAGCAGUGCUUGUGUUUCUGUAUUGCAAAAUGAGAAAAAAAGAGCGAGGGUCUAUGCCUGGCAUGCCCCAGGUCACGUGGACUGCGUCCAAGAGGUCCGACAACCAGGCGAACGAGGUCAGCGUUGAGCCACUGGCCACCUACAGUGACUGGCCCGGGGUUCCACUGGCACACAGAACACAGGACCAGGCAGCAGCAAGUGAGUCCAAGCUGUCUGUGGACAAGGUCAGCCUUGAGUCUUCAGCCACCUAUGGUAACUGGACCCAUAUCCCAGAACCACAAAGAACACAGGACACACACUCUGAUGGAGGCCUCAUCUAUGAAAAUUUCGGAGAGCCCGCAGAUAUGCCGUCACAGUGAGAACUGGGGGGGCGGUUUCAAACUUUUUUCCAGAAGCUGGGGACCAAAGGUGCCUUGUGUGGAGACGUCUGCAGCUGCGGGGGGAUGUGGCUUGGGGUCAGUGGCGGACGGCGAGCUCUGAUAAACUCUUCUGCCAUACCGACGAGCACGGUGCCACUAUUUAGGAAAAAUGGGUCGGAAAAAAGCCAAAUUUGUCCUUUUUGUGACAUUAAAAAAAAAAAGAAAAUUCUCCCUAAUUUGGCGUUUUCCGCAGUCGUGCAUUUUCGAGUUUGUCUUCCCGUCGAAGCGUUCCCUCUGCUCAGCUCCUCUGGACCCCCUGCAGGCUCACAGAGCAUGACA
Anguilla anguilla (European eel) is the source of this 2202-nucleotide messenger RNA. RefSeq names its product sialic acid-binding Ig-like lectin 5. The transcript has 10 exons. NCBI's taxonomy places the organism in Eukaryota, Metazoa, Chordata, Actinopteri, Anguilliformes, Anguillidae. The coding region runs from base 160 to 1863 and encodes 567 amino acids. The record is from RefSeq and is a predicted model, not a curated record.